AUGCACGCGCUGAGAAUACAAAACCACGAAAUUAAGAUUUUGGUGGGAUUGACUGUGCUGGCGUUUAUAGUAAGGUGCUAUAGACUCGGUAGUCCUCCGUCUGUCGUAUUCGAUGAGGUCCAUUUCGGUGGCCAGGUUUCCAAAUACAUUAAGCAGCGAUUCUUCAUGGAUGUUCAUCCGCCACUCGCUAAGCUUCUCCUCACUGCAGCCGCUGCGUUGUUUGGUUUCACCGGCAAUUUCACCUUUGAGCGGAUAGGUGAGGAUUAUCUGGCGCAUGAUGUCCCUUACGUCGCCAUGAGAGCCGCUCCCGCGGUUCUGGGUACUGCGUUGACCCCACUCACCUAUCGUAUCUGUCGAUCACUCCACCUCAGACCGCUGUCUGCAGUUCUUGGGAGUAUUUUGAUCACUUUCGAUACCGCACUCACCACGCAAUCACGCCUUAUUCUACUAGACUCUCCUCUCCUCUUCUUUACUGCCCUUUCCACUCUCUCUUUUAUCAGAUUCCACAACCAAAACAAGGUAAAAGCCGCGCACUUCACCCAGGAGUGGUGGAUGUGGCUCAUCCUCACUGGUCUCUCUUUGGGUGCGGUUGUGAGUGUGAAGUGGGUUGGUCUCUUCACCGUUGCGACCAUUGGCGUCGGUACGUUGUGGGAGUUGUGGGAGUUGCUUGGAGAUUUACAGAUCCCACCGCGACUACUAUUCAAGCACUUUACCACGCGAGCACUCUGUCUCAUUGUCCUGCCCAUACUCUUCUACCUAUGGAUGUUCGCCAUCCACUUAUCCAUCCUGAAUAGGUCUGGGGGUGGGGACACGUUCAUGAGUCCCGCAUUCCAGCAGUCACUGCGUGGCAACAGGAUGCAAGACACGUACGCGCCCGUUGGAAUGGGGUCUGAAGUGACCAUCCGCCAUGUGCACUCACCAGGCGGAUAUCUGCACUCGCACAAACACGACUACCCCACCGGCUCAUUCCAGCAGCAAAUAACACUCUAUCCGUAUUCCGACGACAACAAUAUCUGGCAGAUUGUAGAACGCAGUCAUAACAACGGCGAGGCUGAUACACAUGACUACCAUAGUGAGACAUUUUCACAGAUACACGACGGAGCCGUUGUCCGCUUUUUGCAUCUCCUCACUGGCAAACGCCUCCACUCUCACGAUCACAAGCCCCCGGUCAGCGAGGCGGAAUUCCAGAGCGAGGUGUCGGGAUAUGGUUUCGACGACUUUAACGGAGACGCUAAUGAUAAUUUCAAAAUAGAGAUCGUGGACGGCGACGCAUAUGACAGCGCAUCGCAUAAGCAACUCAAGGCUAUCAGGACACAUUUCCGGUUGCGACAUGUGCUCAGUGGUUGCUAUCUCUUCUCACAUCGCGAGAAGCUGCCUGAAUGGGGGUACGGGCAGCAGGAGGUGACGUGCAACAAGCAGUCGCCAAUGGAGAACAGUGUGUGGUACAUCGAGAGCAACACGCACGGCCAGCUGGAGGAGAAGGAGAAGGAGAGAGGUGGUGUGGAGAUGGUCAACUACCGACCAAUGGGAUUCCUCGCCAAGUUUAUUGAGCUGCAGCGGGUAAUGUGGGCGGUAAACAAUGGGCUAACGGAGCGACACGCGUACGACAGUCGGCCGAUAUCAUGGCCGUUGUUCACUCGUGGCAUAAACUACUGGACCAAGGACCACAAGCAGGUGUACCUGGUAGGGAACCCGGUAGUGUGGUGGCUCGGUGCGGGGAGUGUGGCGGUGAGUGUGUUGGCGCUGGCAGGUCUUGCAGUAAGUGUUAAGCGGGGGGUAGUGUCAGUGUCAGGUAAUGCACACACCCACACACUCCACUACACUCUCAUCACCGCCUUUGUAGUGAGCGGGUGGGCACUCCACUACCUCCCCUUCUUCCUACUCGCCAGGCAGCUCUUCGUCCACCACUACCUCCCCGCCCUCUUCUUCUCGGUGCUGCUAACGGCGGUGGUGUUCGACAUGGCUAGCGGGUGUCUGCGCCCACGCAUACGCUUGCAGAUCGCCGCCGUGACUGCGCUUGUGGCGGUGAUUGUCUUCUUCAGGUACAGCGCACUCGUGUAUGCGCUCGAGUGGACACAAGGCGAAUGCGACAGCGCGCGGUGGCUGAGCAGGUGGGACUUUGCUUGCGGGGAGUUUCCACCGCAGUACGCGGACUACAAGGCCUUCUACGACGCCGUACACGACCACACCCUCCAGCCGGCGCACGACGUCGCCGCGCAGCUGCAGUCCAAGGCGAGCGCGCGGGUGGCCGGCUAA
Wallemia ichthyophaga EXF-994 is the source of this 2256-nucleotide messenger RNA. RefSeq names its product Dolichyl-phosphate-mannose--protein mannosyltransferase 1. The coding region runs from base 1 to 2256 and encodes 751 amino acids. NCBI's taxonomy places the organism in Eukaryota, Fungi, Basidiomycota, Wallemiomycetes, Wallemiales, Wallemiaceae. Gene Ontology annotation, molecular function: dolichyl-phosphate-mannose-protein mannosyltransferase activity. Gene Ontology annotation, biological process: protein O-linked glycosylation via mannose. The transcript has 2 exons. Gene Ontology annotation, cellular component: endoplasmic reticulum; membrane. The record is from RefSeq and is a predicted model, not a curated record.